CGCGUAUAUAUAAACUCGCUAGCCUCAGUCCCAGCAUACUGUGAUAAGCCGCGGUAACUACAAGUACCUUGUACCAAGUUUGCUAUAAACAAUUUUCAUACAAAAUGUAUAAGUUUGUUGUGUUUGCUUUAGUCGUGGUGGCCUGCCUGGCUAGGGAGCUGAAACGAUGCCCGCUGGUUAGGGAGCUACGGGCACAGGGGUUCCCUGAGGACAAGUUGAGAGAUUGGACGUGCCUGGUGGAGAACGAGAGCAGCGGGCGCACGGACGCCAAGGGCACGGUGAACAAGAACGGCUCCCGCGACUACGGGCUCUUCCAGAUCAACGACAAGUACUGGUGCAGCAACACCACAACUCCUGGCAAGGACUGCAAUGUCACGUGCGCCGACCUGAUGACGGACGACAUCACGAAGGCCUCAACGUGCGCGAAGAUCAUCUUCAAGCGGCACGGAUUCCGCGCGUGGUACGGCUGGCUGAACCAUUGUGAUGGCAAGCCCCUUCCUGACAUCAGCGAGUGCUAUUAGGCUUUGCCUGUAUUUGUAUUGAGAAAUAAUUAAUAGAUCUUUAUGUUAAAGGAAAA
Leguminivora glycinivorella is the source of this 577-nucleotide messenger RNA. It is a transcript of the gene Lzm, whose product is annotated as lysozyme-like. Gene Ontology annotation, molecular function: lysozyme activity. The transcript is spliced from 3 exons. NCBI's taxonomy places the organism in Eukaryota, Metazoa, Arthropoda, Insecta, Lepidoptera, Tortricidae. The coding region runs from base 105 to 521 and encodes 138 amino acids. The record is from RefSeq and is a predicted model, not a curated record.